AUGGACUCAUCUAUAGGUGGUAGAUUUUUAAUAUGCAAACCCGGCACAUAUCUGUACGACAGCGAUGUUUAUCGAGGACAAAGGAGAAGACCUUGGUUUUCAAUAAGAAUUGGACAAACAUCACCAGAAAUGAAGGAUGAACUAUUUUUGUAAGUUUUUUCCCGUUGUUUUCUAGUCUCAAUCUAAGUUUCGAGAGGAUAUGCAUAGAAUAUGUUGCCUGAGUCAACUUUUUCGGUUAGGCUCUCUCUUUGAAAAUUUGACAAACUUGAACCCAAUUCCCCACUUUUUUGAACGAUUUUCCCAAAUUAUUAGCAGAAAAUUGGCCAACUCCUCCUAUUUCCUUACGUUCUCAUUAAAAAGCCCCCACCCGAUUCUGAUGACCCAUUUAAUGUAUGCGGAAAAAAAUCAAAUUUUGUGUAAGACUUCUGAGACUAGAAACGAAUUCUGAAAAAAUUUUGAUUUUCCGGUAAAAAAACAAAACAUAUUUUCAGAUUGUUCAUAGAUAAAGUUCAUUCUUAUUUUAUCAAAAAAGGUAUCCUUUUGGAUAACGAUUACCUUGUUCGUCGUCCUGAUUUCGAAGAUAAUAUUAGCGAUCUUGAAGAUUGUCGUCUUCUUCUCAAAGAUAUUCUCGAAAAAAGAGAUGAGAAAUAUCUAGUUGGUAUUAUGUCAGUUCCAAUCGGAUUAGUUGUUUGUGAUUUUUCUGAUGGUAAGAGAUACAGUUUCUUUGGAAGUAUAAAUUCAUGAUUUCAGGAUCAAUAGCUGACAAAGUUAUUUCAUAUUAUGCAGAACAUGCGAAUAUAUGUCUUUUUAAUGCUUCCGAUAUCAUUACAGCUUUGAUAAAUUCCGACUUCAGUGAAAUUUUGUUAGUUUAUUUUUGUUGAAAAGCAAUAAUAAUUCUAGACUCACAACUAUUUUUCAGUAAAUUUUGCGACGAAUUUAUUGAUUCAAUUGUGCAAGGAGAGAAUAUUCCACAGAGUAUAGCAGAAAAAAAACCAGUCAAAAAAUUGCAAGAGUUUGGAGCUACGCCAGUUGUGUUCAAUACAAAUUUUUCGCCAAGAUCACAUGAAAAGUAGGUUCUUCCGAUUUAUUUGUAUAUUCAAAUGGUUUAUUUUUCAGAUCACGACGACCUUCUUCAUCUCAAAAUUGGAAAGUUCAACCUCAUAAACCAUCGAAUUCCAAACAAUAUAAAAUGAAUUCGAAUAUUUCGCAACCACCUGGUCUCAAUUUAUCCACUAAUCAUUGUUCUGUUCAACAACCAUCUCAAGAUUUUCCUCCUGGUCUUUAUCCACCUGGAUUGUCUCCUUCUUCUUCAUGUGGAAAAAGUUUGACACCACCAGGUUUGGAAUUACCAAAACCACCCGGUAUUCAAAGGUACUUUAUCGGUUACUUCAGACAUCCUUUUGUAAAUUGUUUUUUUUACAGAAGAAAUGAUAUUGAAGAUUUUGAUGAGAGCGAAUCAGAUGAAAGUGUCAAUGUUCCAGGUCCACAAAGAUCUAUUUCGCCAACAAGAGAACUUUGUACAAUUCGCGAUAUUUUGGAAAAAAGAAAUCAAGUUUUAGACAGACCAUUGAUUGGAGAACCUAGGAAAACAAACAAUUUGAUGGUAUUUCAAAUAAAAUAUAUACGAACUUGUAAUGUUUUGUUUUGCAGGCUAAUGAUAUUGCGAAACCAAUAUUAUUCAAUAGAUUUGGGACUCCUUUCAGAUCUGCUGAAGAUAAUGUCGAUUUUCUUAUUGUUAUCAAUUAUGCUUGCAGUUCAACAAAUCCAGAUGCCAGAAAAAAUAUCGAAAGAAUCAUGUCAAGUUGUUUCACCCAAAGGUAUUUGAAUUGAAAUAUUUCAAUUAUCAAAGUUUUCUUGAAAUCAAUAUUUUCUCAUGACAGAUAUCCGGAAAAUAUCGUUGUACGAUUUAUUGAACCAUGCGCAUUCAAUGGAGAACACCUGGAUAUUGAUUCUGUUGAACUCAUUUUUGAACUUGGAUUUCUAUUCAAUUAUUUGUGCAGAUUGAGACCAACUAUCAAUGAAAAUAUGAGCGAAUGUUGGAAAAGAUAUUGGGAAUCAUGCAAAAGAUUCGAACCAAUUGAUUAUUUCAAUGCUAAUGGAAAAAUCGAAAGAGAAGAUUUUGAUGCACACGACAAUUUAUGUUAUGCAAUAAAUAAAUAUAUGAAUAGUGAGUUGUUUUGAAAAUAGUAUUUCGAAUAAUCAAAUAAUUUCAGAAACGAAGCAUGGAAGAAAUGACGAUGAAAUGAAAAGAAGACGAGAGGAAGAACAUUAUGAAAAAAGACGAAGGGAAGAAGAAAUUAGAAGACAAAAUAUUGAAAAUGAAGAAAGAAGACGAGAAAGAGAAGAAGAACAAGAAAGAUAUCGAGAAACAGAAAAUGCAAGAUAUGAGAAUGAACAAUAUUAUAGAAGAGGUUUGUCAUUUAUUGGAGGAGCCUCAUACUAUUUAUAAUUAUACAAUUCAGAUCAAAAUUGUCAUGCAAGUUCAUCAUCUUCACAACAUUAUGCUGAUCAAAAUCAGGGUUAUGACGAAGUCGAUCAACGGAGUUUUCAACAAAAAUCUGUAAACCAACAGCGUCAGUUUUCAUUUAACAAGUUUAAAUAUUGAGAUUUUUCUAAAGUUAUUAUUUUCUGUAUAAAAAUAGUUAUUCGUUUAGAAAUGGUUCCAAUAUCUGCAUCAAAUACAUCGAGCAACACAAAUAAGCAGGUUGAAAAUCUGAUUUUAAACCUUUAAAAUAAUACAUUUUAUUUUUAGUUUGUUGACAAUUGUCGGAAUAUCAAUGAAGAAUCGGAAAAUAAUGGGUAUAAUAUUUGGAAAAAAUGCGAAAAAAUCGAACCACCGUCCGAUUUUCGAGAUAUGUCUGAAUUGCCAACAUUGAAAGACUAUUUCCACCCAGGUAAAUAAUCAAAUAUUUAUAAUCUAAAUUUUAAAAUUGUGUUUUUUUGUAGAAGAACCCUAUCUUCGCCGAAUUUGUGACGAUGGAAAAUAUAAAGAUGUUCAACAUUAUCUUGAUAUUCAAUAUCGAUUGAUGAGAGAAGAUUUGAUUAGCCCUUUGAGAGAUGGAAUCGAUAUUUAUAAACAGAAUGGUUCGUUUAAUUGUUUCAAAGGAAAAACCACCAUAGGAAUUUUAAAUGUUUGUAUUAUUAGCUUAAAUUUACGAAUCAAGUUUUUUCAAAAUCUUAGAGAUUUGGGCGGGAAAAAUUUUUGAUUCAAAAUUUCUAAAAAAAAAAAUUUUUUUCUCAAAAGUUCUUUCCCGCCCAAAUCAAAAUUUUGAUUCGGGCGUGAAUUCAAAAUUUCCAAAAAAAAAUUUUUUUUAAUUCUUUCGGGAAAAAAAGCAGCCUCGUUAGCUAGUCGGUAGAGAUUGCGCGUAAUAAUCAGAGGGUUUUUGGAUCAAUUCUCGGUGGAAUCCAUUUUGCUUAUUUUGUUAUGUAAUUCAAUAUUUUUGGAUUUCAAUUUGAUUAUCAAAUAAAUAGCGCAUUGUCCACAAUUGAUAUGGAAUUGUUUGGAAAUUUUAGAAAUAAAAUCGAGAAAUAAGAAUAAUUAGCCAAUGAAUGAUAUCCGUCGAAUUCUUCGUCCUUUUUCUACAUCCGAUAUUCCUAAAGCACUAAUUUUUCGAAUUAUCGAACCUUAAAAAAUAUGUCAAAAUGAAACUCCCUCUCCCCUUUCUUCAAUAUUUUUCAUUUGUUCACCAUUUAUUUUUUUGGAAAUUUUUAACAAAAAACAAAUUGGGGGGGGAUCAUUACAUGCGGGAUCUGUUGGGCGAAGAUGCCAUGUAUGCUGAGAGCGGAAAUUUAAAAAAAAAAUAUUUGCGGAUUUUCGCAGACUUUCCCAAUAAUAUUUAAUUUUAGGAACCAGUAGAGAUCAUCGUAUUCCAAAUGUUUUGAAUUCUGAUCUUAUUAUUUAUCGAGUUGAUCGAAUUGAAGGAAAACAAGCCUCGCCAAAAGAUGGAUUCGAAAUGAGAUAUUGUCAUAUUUCAGUAAGUUUUCAUUAGCACUGAUUUCAUUUUUCAAAAAUACUUUUUCUAGUCUCAAACUGCUUUACAAAUAAUGAAUGAAGGAAAAGGUUUUCGAGGCGGCAAUAUUGUGUUAUUUUCUUCUGAUGGUUUUGUUAAUGAAAUGCAUUUGGCGAUUUUGAAUGAUUUGAAAGAUGGAAAAUGUAUUUCGAUUAUAAUUGUUGAAGAAAUGAAAGAAAGACCAAUUGAAUUAAACAAACCAUAUUUGAUGGCUGAAGCGAAUAGUUAUUUACCUGCUUACAAAUUCGUUUUGAAAAAUCUUCAAAAGGUCAAUAAAUUCAUACCGAUUCCAUUUCAAAGAUAUUUGUUGAAACCACAAAAUGAUAUUUUUCGACCUGCAUAUCAAAGACAAGAGAAAUCUGAAAAUCAAUUGAAAUUCGAGAAAACUUUGGAAGACCAAUUCAAUGAAGUUCGAUCAAUUGCUGUUGCGAAAAGAAUUAAUAAUGGAAAAAAUGUUGAACAAAAGAAGAAGAGAAAAAGAUCAAGAUCAAGAAGAAGAAGAAGGAAAACCCGAAAUUGGGAUGAAGAUUUCAGCGAUGAAGAUUUCAGGUGAGUUUUGAGUUUAUGAUGUUGUUACAAGUUUUUUUUAAUUUAGAAAAGAUUGUGAAGAGAGUGAAAGUUGUGAUGGUUCGGAUGAAGAAUUGUAUUGGCUUGAAAAACCAAUAAUAAAAUCACCAAUUGGAUAUUUAACAUCUGAAGAAGGAAACAAAAUUCAAAUCGACGGAAAAUGGUAUCACAUAUCGAAUUUGUUGUCCGAAUUUUUCCCAAAAUACAUGGAUGAUAGUCAACGGGUUGCAUUUUGUAGUUCAUUUCAACGAGAAUUAUCAAUAAUUCAAGGACCACCUGGAACUGGAAAAACACAUAUUGGAGUUGAAAUUGUGAAAACAGCAUUGAAAAAUAGACAACAUUGGAGAAUGACUGAACCAAUUCUUAUUGUUUGUUAUACAAAUAGUGCGAUUGAUCAAUUUCUCGAAAGAAUUUAUAUGAUGAUUAUGUCUGACGAAGAAUUAUCGAAAGAUGAUGGAAAACCGAAGAUUAUUCGAUUCGGUUCAAAAUCCGAAUCACAAAUCAUUUCAAAGUUUGUAUAAUAUGAUUAUUAGAAUAUUUAUAUUAGUUUUUAUUUUUUCAGAAGACGUCUUCUACGGGAAAAUGUGGUGGCGGAUUAUAGAAAUGGUUCUGCAACUGAUCAAAGUCUUGUUGAUGAUGCGAAUUCAGCAUAUAAAGAUCGAAAUCAUCGAGAAGCUGAAUUAGCAACAUCGAGUUAUGGAUUAUAUGCGAGUCGAAAAGAUCUUCUUUCUUUCACAAUGUUGAAUCGUGCUAUGCUUCCAUGUUUUCAUCAAGAAUUACGGAAUUGGGCAUCAACACAUGUUGAUACUAAAAAUAAUACUCUUUCAGUGAGUUUUUUUUUGUUUCAACUUCGAAUAAAAUGAUAAUAAUAUAUUUAUUUAGGUGGAUGAAGCAUUAGCUUGUUGGUUGUUGAAUAUUGAAUUUGGACAUUCGACAAAUGUUCCGAAAAUGAAUUCAAAAUAUUCAAAUUUGGUUGUUGAGCAAACUCGUCAUCAUGAUGAAGAUUAUUCAGAUUCAGAUGAUGAAGAAUUGACAAAUGAACAGAUUUUGGAUAAAAUGUUCCGAAAAAUCAAUGUAAGGAUUAAUUUUCUUCAAAUAAAUUCCAAACGUUUUUUUUUCAGAUAAAUUGCACAGUUUCGGAUUUGAAUUCUCAACACAAUGAAUGUGAAAAUGAUGGAUAUCACAGUGAAACACCUUGGGAUAUUGCAGUUAAUACAGCUCGUGAUGUUGUACUUCUUCAUUCUUCAAUGAAAGUUGUUGGAAAUAAUAGGGUAAUUUUCAAGCUAGUUUAUUAAUUAAGACCUUUUUAAAGUUCAAUUCGAAAUACUGAGCUCUUGAUUCAAUAAAUUUCAGAGUAUUCCGGUGGAUUCUGAAAUUGUUGAUCGCAUUAGAGAAGAAAAAUCAAUGAUUUUGAAAACGGCGGCAAUGAAACAAGAAGAAGUUGAAGAUGUUAAAUUCAUGUUUAGUUUAACUCGACCUGCAAGAUGGGCUCUUUAUCAAUAUUGGUGCAAUGAUUUGGUUAGUUUUUAAAUAUGAAAAUACAUUAAUUUUAUAUGAAAACAAGUUUUACUUCAGAGGAAGAAACUUUGUGAAAUUAUUCCACAUUCUAUUGAAAGCUAUAAGGCGUCUUGUUUAAAAAUCAAAAAAUGCAAUGAAAAACUUGAUGCUUCAAUUAGUAAAAGUGCAAUGAUUCUUGGAUGUACAACUUCUGGAUGUUCAAGACUUCGACCAAUGUUGGAAAGAGUUAAACCAAAAAUAUUAGUUGUUGAAGAAGCAGCGGAAGUUUUCGAAUCACACAUGCUAUCUGCAAUGGUUCCAAGUAUUGAACAUACAAUUAUGAUUGGAGAUCAUCAACAAUUGAGACCAAAUCCUUGUUUGUUUUAUUUUCAGAAAAAAAUAUAAUAUUUUAUUUACAGCUGUUCAUGUUCUUGGAAGAGAAUAUGGUAUGGAUAUUUCAAUGUUUGAAAGAUUGAUUGAACGUGGAUUGCCAUAUUCACAAUUGAAAGAACAACAUCGAAUGAAUACAAAUAUUGCUGACCUUAUUGUUCGACCUGGUUUCUAUCCAAAGUAAGUAUUUAUUUUAAUCGUUAUUCUUUAUAUACUUUCUUUUUUUUUAGUGUUUAUGAUUCGGAAAGUGUCAAAGAAUAUCCACCAGUUGAUGGUUUUGAACAUAAUCUAUAUUUUUGGUCGCAUUGUGAAAAAGAAGAAACUCACGAUGGUGUUUCGUGGUAUAAUAUUUAUGAAGUCAACAUGGUUAUUUCAUUGGUUCAACAUUUGUUGAAACAGAAUUACACCAGAAAUGAUGUAUGUUUUAUUUUUGUACACUAAAAAUCUUCAUUUUUAUCUUACAGAUCACAAUUAUCACAACAUAUUCAGCACAACGAAACGAGCUUUUGAUGAGUCUUUCAAAGGUUUUUGGAGGAUCUUUCGAUGAGCCAAUUAUUCCUGUUGAAACGGUUGAUAGUUUUCAAGGACAAGAAAAUAAAAUAGUGAUUGUUAGUCUUGUUCGAUCACAUCGUGGAAUUACGGAAAACACUGGAAUUGGAUUUUUGGCUGUUGAAAAUCGUAUUUGUGUUGCAUUGACUCGAGCAAAACAUGGAAUGUAUAUUGUUGGAAAUGGUGCAUAUAUUGCAAAUAGUUCGAAAUUAUGGUCAAAAAUCACUGAUAAUUUGAUACCAAAGAAUAUGAUUGGAUAUCAUAUUGAUAUCAAAUGCACAACUCAUGGAAAUAUUCAGGUGACAACAAUUUUAUAGGAUUUUUUGAAUAAAAUCAUUUAAUUUUAGAAAAUUGAAAAACCAAGUGAUUUCGAUACAUUUUCACCAGAAGGAGGAUGUUCGGAAAAAUGUGAUAUUCAAAAAAUGUGUGGUCACAAAUGUCAGAAAAAGUGUCAUCCAAAUGUUGAAUCAAUUCAUUUACAACCUUGUUAUUAUGAAUGCCAAAAAUCGUGCAAAAACAAUCAUUCUUGCAAAAAGAAGUGUUAUGAAGAUUGUGGUAAUUGUAUGGAAUAUAUUGAAAAGAAAAUGGAUUGUGGACAUAUUGUUAUAACACCAUGUUUUAGUUUUGAAUCAGCUGUUUGUGAUCAAAAAUGUUUGAAAAAACUCGAAGGAUGUGGACAUAAUUGUAUGAAUAAAUGUGGAGAAAAAUGUAUGGAAGAAAAAGAUUGUAAAGAGUUAAUUGAAGAAGAAUUGAAAUGUGGACAUCGGAAAAUGAUUGAAUGUUAUCAUCACAAAACAAAUGAUAAUUUUGAAUGUGUUGAAAAAUGCGAUCGAAAAAUGCUUGGUUGUAAUCAUCGAUGUCCAGAAUUAUGCGGAAAAAUGUGUCCAUUACAAUGCAAUGAAUUUGUUGAUACAAAAUUAUCAUGUGGUCAUUAUUUAGCAAUUAAAUGUCAUAAUAUCAGCAAAAAUGGAGAAUUUGAUGAAGAUUUAUUCGAAUGUAUAACACUUGUUAGAAAAAGAUUGGAACCAUGUAACCACGAAAUGAAUAUUAGAUGUAAUGAUAAACCAAUUACAAUUUAUUGUAAUUAUGUUUGUCGAGAAAAAUUGGAAAAAUGUGGACAUGAAUGUGGAGAUGUUUGUUCAACUUGUUUCACAUGUCAGUUUUUCAUUUUUAAUUAAAACAAUUAAUUUGAAAUAUUUCAGCUGGUUCUCAUAAUUGUCAAAAACAAUGUCCAAAAGUUCUUGAUUGUGGUCAUUCUUGCACGUCAAAAUGUGGUUCAAAAUGUGAAGCAUGUCAAUCUUUUUGCGAAAAUGCAUGUUCUCAUAUGAGUUGUGGAAUUCAAAAUAAAGGAUAUGGUCGAGAAUGUCGAAAACUGUGUGUUUUAUGCACGAACAAUUGUCAGAAUAAAUGUAUUCAUCGAAGUUGCGAUCAGAAAUGUUUUGAAGAAUGUCGUAUUCCAAUUUGUUCCGAAGUUUGUAAAAUGGCAUUGAAAUGUGGACAUGGAUGUCUUGGAAUGUGUGGUGAAAUAUGUCCAAAUAUUUGUGGAACUUGUAAUCGAAAAGGAUAUUCUGAUAUUGUGGAAUGUAUUGAAAAUAAAGAAAAUGCAAAACUUUAUCGACUCAUUCAAUUGAGAAAUUGCGGUCAUAUUUUCCCAGUUCAGGUAUGAUUUAUACACAUAUUUUCAAAGGCUAUCAACAUAUUAUUUAAAAAUAGUAUUUUCCCAUUAAAUAAUCUCAAAAUUUUCAACAAUAUAUUAAUUUUUGUGUUCAGUUCCUUGAUGAUUAUGUUGAAUCGAAAAAAGCGUCAAUGUCACCUUUGAUUUGCCCGCGAAAUGGGUGUUCGAAACAAUUUGGAGAAGUUUGGAGAUAUGCUGCAUAUUCGAAAAAAGUUGUUCUUGAACAAAACAAAACGAAACUUCGAAAAAUGACGAUAAAUCGAGAUCCAGAUGAUGAAAUUAAAAGUAUGAGAACUAUGGUUGAAAGUAUGAUAACAAGCAUGAGAAAAUCAGAAAAACAUUCACAAGGAACAUCAAAAGCUGUGAAAUCAAUAUGUUCGAGUUUUUAUAAUUGGUUGAUUAACGAUUAUGUGAAAUUGAUUUAUGGAUGUAAUCGAGAUAUUGUUAAUACCGAAUUCUAUCGACAAACUUCAAUGUUGGUUUUUUUUUAGAAUAUUAUAAUGUAAAAUCUGAAUUAAUUCGAUACUUUCAGCUAUAUCACUGGACUUGUUUAUAUUUUCAAUUCAGUUCUUCUGGUUCGAAUAAAUAAAAAGAAAAAAGACUAUCCACCAACAGUCGAACAAUUAUUAUUGGAUGUUUUUUCGGAUUGUGAUAUGUUCCAGAGACAGGUAAAUAAUUUUGUUAGGUCAAGAUAUAAAAUGUUAUUGAAUCCCAAAUUGAACGAUCAACAUUUGUUUUAGAUGAAUGCAAUCAAUGAAGUUCUAGUUGAACUUCGAAAAGUUAUUCAAUUUGGAUUUCUUGGUGCUGUUAUUCCAAAACUUCGAUUUUCACUUGCUCGUUCAAAUUGUGUUCUUCAGUUAAUGGUUUUGUGUCGGUAUUUGAAAAUGAAUGAAACUGAUAUGAGUGUACAAUUUGCUAAUGCUCUCAAAGCAAAUUGUAUUGCAUUAUUCGAAAGAUCAGAGAAAACUGAUUUAGUUGGAUGUUGUGGUUAGUUUUAUUUAUUAUUUAUGUUAGACUAUUUAACGAUGCAUUAUUUUUACAGAAAUAAUUGAAAAAAUGAUUAUUAGUCAAUAUCCAACAAUUGAGAGAAUCGAUGGGUUCAAGAAAUGGGUUUCUUACGGGUUCCCUGAUUUUUAA
Caenorhabditis angaria is the source of this 9825-nucleotide messenger RNA. The record is from the annotation of a GenBank genome assembly. NCBI's taxonomy places the organism in Eukaryota, Metazoa, Nematoda, Chromadorea, Rhabditida, Rhabditidae.